UGUUUGACAUUCUCAAAUURACAUUAGGUUUUUUUAGAAGCAACGUAAAACACGUGUGAACAACAACUUUAUUUCAAUUGUUUUAUUAAAAAUUUAAAGCCAAAAUGUAUCUGAUGUACACCUUAAACGAAAAAGGAGAACGCGUUUACACGCUGAAGAAACGCACUGAAGAUGGACAUCCAACAAUCUCUGCUCACCCAGCACGUUUCUCGCCGGAAGAUAAAUACUCACGUCAUCGUUUGACAAUCAAAAAACGUUUCGGUUUGUUGAUCACACAGCAGCCUGAACCAGUCUACUAAUUUUGAUAUCUAUAUUCUUAAGUUCGUUUUUAAGUAAAUAGGAUUCAAAUAUGCAUAACAUUUUAUUAACUAAGGCUUAAAUAUGAGUAAAUAAACACUAUAUUAACUAA
Messenger RNA from Bactrocera latifrons, 409 nucleotides. RefSeq names its product H/ACA ribonucleoprotein complex subunit 3 (gene Nop10). Gene Ontology annotation, biological process: rRNA pseudouridine synthesis; snRNA pseudouridine synthesis; ribosome biogenesis. The record is from RefSeq and is a predicted model, not a curated record. Gene Ontology annotation, molecular function: box H/ACA snoRNA binding; telomerase RNA binding. Gene Ontology annotation, cellular component: box H/ACA telomerase RNP complex; box H/ACA snoRNP complex. Bases 105 to 299 code for a protein of 64 amino acids. The transcript has 2 exons. NCBI's taxonomy places the organism in Eukaryota, Metazoa, Arthropoda, Insecta, Diptera, Tephritidae.